AUGACGCAUACGUUGAGCAUUACGUCGAAGCUACUCGUGAGGUCAUCAGACGGCUCGCGGGCCCCUUCCGUGCGUUGCAAUAUGCCAGGGAAUCCAAACUCCUCGCCCUGCUGCUCUACCAUGGUCUCACGACGGGCCUCGGUCACUCCACCCUGGGGGAGGAGUACUGCGGCAUACUGCAGGUGGCAGCCGCCCCGCCCCAGGGCCGCAAUAUUGCAUGCCAGCAUUACACCUCAUGUUACCCCCGGGGAGCCAGGGAAGGACGUCAGACGGGAGGGGGAGCCAGGGAAGGACGUCAGACGGGAGGGGGAGCCAGGGAAGGACGUCAGACGGGAGGGGGAGCCAGGGAAGGACGUCAGACAGGAGGGGGAGCCAGGGAAGGACGUCAGACGGGAGGGGGAGCCAGGGAAGGACGUCAGACGGGAGGGGGAGCCAGGGAAGGACGUCAGACAGGAGGGGGAGCCAGGGAAGGACGUCAGACAGGAGGGGGAGCCAGGGAAGGACGUCAGACAGGAGGGGGAGCCAGGGAAGGACGUCAGACGGGAGGGGGAGCCAGGGAAGGACGUCAGACGGGAGGGGGAGCCAGGGAAGGACGUCAGACGGGAGGCUUUCCGAUCCGGGCACCAGGUUGUGUUCUUCGUGGGGCCUUACGUGGCCGAUCGGCUGGCGGGACGGCUGGACAGCGCCGCGGAGGAGGAGGAGGGCACGGCGGCGGAAGGUGCAGCCGCCGCCGCCGCCGCCGUGAGUGCCGCGACAGACGCGACGGGGGGAUCAUAUCCGGAUGAGGACGCUGCGGCGGCAGCAGCGGAGGAUUUGCGCCAGGUUUCGGGGCGGGAAGCCGGCAGGGGGCCUGGCUCAGUGGCGAUAACAACAGCAUCCGCAGCAUCCGCAGCGGCGGCGGCGACCCGUCUAGGAGUGGGUGCUAGAUCUGGUGACGGAGGAGGGGGAGGCGGAGGAGGAGAAGGAGGAGCACCAAGCGGACGGGGAUGGUUGCGGGUGUUUUUGGCGGCUGUGGUGGCACGAUGGUCUCGGAGCUGGCGGCGGCUGGUACUGUCCUGGCCGCAAUUAAGGCGGGUUCUGGGCUCGUGGGUGAUGUGGGUCACCGUCGUGUUGAUCCGAAAUGCGAAAGUACGAAAGCCCCUGCUCUCCUACUCGGGGCGCCUGCACCUGGCCCUGUUUUACACGUACGGCGCCUACUACAGCUUGGCGCACCGGCUGGCGGGAGUGCGCUACAGCCUGUCCAUGCGGCCACUGCAGGGCGUCCUCGGUGUGCUGCUGGGGCUGCAGCUGGCGGUAGUGGCGGCGCUGCAAGCCAGGAACGCCCUGCGCAAUAUGCGCCGUCGAAGCACGGCCGCCGUCGCGGCGGCGGCCGCUGCCACCAAACGCCGUACAGCGCGGCGGCGGCAGCGGCCAGGGGCCCAGGGGCCUGGGCGGCUGUCUGGCGACGGCGCUGGGGACGAAGAGGGUGAGGAGCAUUUGUACUCCGCGGAGGGUGAGCCCGCAGUCUUCCUUGAGGAUGAGGAUGGCGAGGAGGAAGAGGAUGGAGAGAGUGACGAGGCGUAUCAAGAGGAGGCGGAGGCGGAGGAGGGAAUGGAACGCGACGGCCCAACUGGCAGCGGGCAGCAGCCGGCGGGUGACAGCGGUGUGGAUACCGGGAGGCGUGGAGGAGAAGAGGCCAGGAGAAGAGGACUGGGCGACUGGAGCAGCGGCAGCAGCGCCGGUGGUGUAGCGGUGGUAAUGGAGGGCUGGGAGGGGGUUGAGCGACAGGAUGACGGCGGUGAAUCGGGUUGGGAGGCGGACAUCUUCGGCGUCGCGUCGAUGUCAACUUCGGUACAGCGGCAGGGACCGUGUGUGGAGAAGCCCGAGUGCCCGUUGUGCCGUACGGCCGUACGGCUGCCUCAGCUGAUUCGGUCGCCGUUUCCAUUCUGCGCCUGCAACCGCACCCUGCCUGGCCUGGUCCCUUUCAACUUCGACAAGACACCGUCGCUCAGCCUGAACGGCGACAACCGCCGGUACUGCCUGACGCUCCGUACAGUGCCGUGCGCGGACCCUAGCAGCCCCUGUUGUGGCCAGGCGCUCUCCAAAGUGGAGUGGUGGUCCAGGGAGAGCUGUCGCGGGUCCGUACGGGCCGUGUACCUGGACGGGAUCAAGAUCGACUCGCAGUGGGGCGUCAAUGGGACGUUCAAGAUCCCCCAGCUGAACAUGGCCCCCAGCUCGGUUCCCCUCCAGGGCCGGCAAGUGUGUCUGGAGCUCUUGUCGACGUCCACAUGCCCCACCCUGGCUACCUUCUGUGCCAAGGGAGGCCUGGGUGCCUGCACGUAUUCCAUGUUUUCGGAGGACAAGGAUUGCUGCCCGAUCGGCACAUUCGUAACGCUUGGCAGGCGCUGA
Volvox carteri f. nagariensis is the source of this 2388-nucleotide messenger RNA. RefSeq lists its product as uncharacterized. Bases 1 to 2388 code for a protein of 795 amino acids. The transcript is spliced from 9 exons. Gene Ontology annotation, biological process: protein import into peroxisome matrix. Gene Ontology annotation, molecular function: zinc ion binding. The record is from RefSeq and is a predicted model, not a curated record. NCBI's taxonomy places the organism in Eukaryota, Viridiplantae, Chlorophyta, Chlorophyceae, Chlamydomonadales, Volvocaceae. Gene Ontology annotation, cellular component: peroxisomal membrane.